GCUUUGAGGAGUAUCUGUUUUCCAGAACUGCUGUCUGACUUAAUGACUCCAAGCAAGUUGUAGAAAAAUUGACAAAAUUUGUGAUUUAAGUUUUAUCUUACACAUUUUUGUCUGAUAUAAUAAUAAACCUUAUUGUAUAGAACACAGAAAAACAAGCAAACCCUACAUUCAAAACAAACAAAAGAUGGAGUCGGUGCAGGGAUGACAGGAUCCGUGAAAUAUGAUCCUGUUUCUUUGUUCCAGUUAGAAAGCUGGCAGCCGAUAUUUGAAUGAGCCUUAAACAGGAUUUAGAGUUUAUUUUACAGUCUGAUUGUUUUAUGUGCUUUAUACAUUCAUUCAUUCAUAUAUGACAUGUCAAUUUCAGAAAAAUACUCUUGACUUAACUUAAAACUACAUGGCCAAGCCUUAAUCCAUGAAGGCCAUUUUAUCAGAGAGUUUGGUGCAUUUGGUGAAAAAGCAGCAUCUGGGCCACCUUGAAAUGAUGAACUGAGGUUUGCCUCCAGUGACCUCCUGUGUGUCCCCUUCACUGGUAACACGCCAAAAGGUAAUCGAGAACAAUGGAGGGAGGGAACUUCGGCUACUCCCGAGACUAUCUGGACCGCUUCAUCCAAAGCCAAGACUCAUCUGUGGUGAACAAGUUCCAGCAGAAGUACUGGAAAACCAAACAGACGCUCAUCAAGGUCACCGGGAAGAAAGAGGACGAACAUGUGGUGGCCUCAGAUGCAGAUCUGGAUGCAAAGCUGGAGGUCUUCCACUCCAUCCAGAGAACAUGCAUGGAGCUGCUAAAAGUCAUCGAGCAGUACCAGAGGAGGAUCUGCCUUCUUUCUCAGGAAGAGAACGAGUUGGGUCGUUUCCUGCGCUCACAGGGCUUGCAGGAUAAAACCCGGGCAGGAAAGAUCAUGCAGGCCACAGGGAAAGCGCUCUGCUUCUCCUCCCAACAGAGACUGGCUCUGAGGAACCCUCUGUGCCGUUUGUACCAGGAGGUCGAAACGUUUCGCUAUCGAGCCAUCUCGGACACGUGGCUGACGGUGAAUCGAAUGGAGCAGUCCAGGACUGAAUACCGUGGAGCGCUGCUUUGGAUGAAGGAUGUAUCUCAGGAGUUGGAUCCAGAUACACAUAAACAGAUGGAGAAAUUCCGCAAGGUUCAAGCCCAGGUGCGCACGAGCAAAACAAGCUUUGACAAACUGAAGAACGAUGUCUGCCAGAAAGUAGACCUGCUGGGAGCCAGUCGUUGCAACCUCCUUUCUCACGUUUUAACCACAUACCAGACGACACUUUUGCACUUCUGGGAGAAGACGUCCCACACUAUGGCAGCCAUUCACGAAAGCUUCAAGGGCUGUCAGCAUUAUGAGUUCUCCACACUGAAGACCUUACAGGACCCCAUGGACAAGCAGGCUAAGAAGAAAGGGAAGAAGAAAAUGAAAGCAGAGACGGAAGACAGAGAGAAAGCCGAGAGCACAGACGACCAACUCAUCUCACUGGUAAAUGAAAACACCAGCGAUAAGACAAAAGAAGGGAAAGAAGAUCCUCUCUCUGCCUGUCCAGACGUGGAGGAAGAGGAGAAGGACAACAUGGCCUUACUGAACGAGAUCCUGGGCAGUAUGUCUGUGGACGACGGCGACUUCUCUCGAGAGUGGACCCAAGUGUUUGGAUGCACCGAGGAGGGAACGAGCGCCGUGUCAGGUAGACCGGCGGAGGCCCAGCCAAAGGAAAACUCGUUCUUUCUACCAUCGCAGCUGCUGGACCAGAGCUUAAACAAUCCACAGUCUUCCCUCUCAGAUUGGGCCGGGAUCGUUCCGCAGCCCGAGCGCUCAUCUGGAGCCAAUCAGAAUCCGUCUAAGCCAGCAGUGAAAGGUACGAGCAGGAAAGCAUGUGAAAAACUCAUUGGACAGAGACAUGUCCACCUGUGUUUAUGGGUGUCGUUUCCAGUCACAGAGCUGGAUCUCAUCCAGAUGUUGUCCUUUAUGGGACAGAGGGAGGUGUUUAUAUUUCAGCAUGUUUGUAAAUGUACAGCCGAGUGUCUCAGCAGCUUUUAUCCUUUGUUAAUUCAUUUUACAGAGACGACGGGGACGUCCAAAGACCUCUCAGCGUGGUUCGACCUGUUCGCUGACUUGGACCCCCUCUCCAAUCCCGACGCGGUCGGCAAAACCGACACGGAGCAUGAACUUCACAACGCGUAGUUCUUCCUCGGCCUCGUGGUGGUCUGAAAUGGGUUCAGCAGAAUACAGCUGCCACUUCUCUUUAGCAAAUAUUAGUCAAUUAAUCAGCACAUCAAAUCAUUUUGGUAAAUGAUCAGCUAUUUCCAGCGGAGGGAAGAAGUAGCAAGUAGUGCAAGUAGCAAUACCACAGUGUAUAAAUACUCGGUAACUUGCAAAUUAAAAGUCAGAAAGUACAAAAUUCUAAGCAUACUUAAAGUACCAAAACCAAAAGGCCAUUUUCCUUAUAAAUAUUAAAUUAUCAGAUUAUAAUCACUGAUGCAGUCAUGUUUUCAUCUAAUGUUGCAGCUGUUAAAGAUGGAGCAAAUUGUAAUUGCUUUAAAAUUACUAGUAUAAGUAUCUCAAAAUUGGACUGAAGUACAGUAACUGAGUAAAUGUACUCAGUUAUUCUCCACCACUGGUUAUUUUCAAACAAAAAUGCUAAAUAUUUGCUGGUUCGAGGAACCUCCAAUUUUCCAAAUGUGCUUUUCUUAAUCAGAUGCGGUUGUAAACUUUGGGACUUUUAUACUGUCAGAAAAGCAAGCAAAUUCAAUAUGUCAAACUGGGAAUUUUCUCUUAUCUUUUUAGAGAAAACAGUUAAUUGGAAAAAUAAUCAGCAGCCUAAUCAGUCAUGGAAUUUAUCAAUAGUGGCAGCCUUCACAGGAUCUUUUUCCUGUUAUAACAACAUAUGAAAAGCUCAUGAGAAGACGUGUGUAUUACAAAAAGAUACUUUAAAUGCCAUAAUAACAAGAAAAGUUAGUAAAACAGAAAAGGCUGGGAGGUACAAUUUAAUGUCAUGAAAGUAUCUUAUUAUUAAAGCAGGACGCAUAUCUUGUUAUACUAAGACACAACUUCCUGUUAUCACAUGAAACAGAUCUGAUUUUAUCGUCUCAUGGUGGCAGCGUUACGCUGCUCUAAAUGUCUCACUAACAACCACCAGCUCUCGUCCUUUCUAUUGUGAAAGAAAUGAAACAUUUACAGUACGAGCCCGUUGGCGGUUUCGCUGGGUUGAACAUUUAACGCUUAGCACGGAUACCUCAGUAUGAGAUUGGAGCCAUAAGCCUUUGACAUGAGCUGCCUUGGAAAUCGCUCGUCUUGAGUAGCAUUCAUGCUUUCUUUAUGAUCAUCAUUACUGAUGACCGCAACCAGGCAAAAAAUAAAUAAACAAAUAAAAAUAAAACUGCACUGCGAGACACAACGGUGGAAAGAAGGCAAACACAACAAAGACGACUGUGCAAUAGUUUGUGUUAUCUAAAUAUGCUGAGUGAAGUUAUAAGAAAUAUUCAAAAACAAAACAUACGUUUAUUAUUUUUUGUAAGCAGGUUAACCAAUUUAAUUACUACUAUUUCACAAAAUAUUUGUGAGGAUGAACUGGAGACAUCUGGAUGCGGUUUCUUUUUAAAAGAUUUAUGGUUUUACUUGUUUGCUACAUGCUGUUUUUGUGAUCCUCUUUUGAGUCCAUUCCAGAACUGAAAAUCCUCAUGUGACACGUCCACUUCUGCAUGUUGCAUGCCUCGUUUUCUGCCAUCCGGCAACAGUGUGACUGAAUGAAGAACAUGUUUAUGUGAGAUUUUGAGAUCAGAGUAAAUGCCUUAAUCUAAUCAAAAGUCAACAAGAUAGAACCUCAUAAUUAUUACUGGAUUCUUUAUGAAGUAUAUUACAAGAGUGAAUUUAUUUUGUUGUAACUUAGUUUUGUGUCAUUUUUGAUGUUAAAGCCAUGUGACAUUUGUUAAUAUUUAAUCAUAACCAAAUACAUUGAUUGCCUUACCUUGACUCCUAUUUAUAUACGUAUAAAUGCUUCUGAAUAAUGAUAUUAAUUGAUGUGUCUGCCGAUGAUAAGAUUACAUGCCAUUCCACAAAGAG
Molecule: messenger RNA, 4058 nt
Organism: Scatophagus argus
Lineage: Eukaryota; Metazoa; Chordata; Actinopteri; Scatophagidae
Gene: ica1
Product: islet cell autoantigen 1
Exons: 12
Coding region: 558-2180 (540 amino acids)
Biological process (GO): regulation of transport
Cellular component (GO): Golgi apparatus
Molecular function (GO): protein domain specific binding
Source: RefSeq, a predicted model, not a curated record